GAAGCAGCUUUCCGUGCCCGGGCGGCUGCCUGCGGGCACUUUGAUGAAUCACGUGUGUUGAGGCCCUCUUAAAGAGAUAGGAUCUACUUUUCUUCCGCCCUCAACACCGCCCUGAGGGCGGUGGCGACCGUGGUGACUGCAGCUGCUGAGGGGCAGGGCUUGCCCCAGCGCCGAGUAGUGGCAACGGCGUGUUGCGUCGGGGGUGCCUGAAAUCGGCAGCUCGCGGCUGACGCUCUUCUUACAAGAGGUGCUGCCGAAUCAGCGCGGGACAGCGGGACCGCCCCAGAGACUUCCUCACUUGAGGAGAGGUGGGGUUCCUGGGCACAGGUGACAGGGCCGGAGAAAGAUGGAGCAGCCCGGCGCGGUGGCGUCGGGAGCGGGAGGCGGCGGCGAGGAACCCAGUGGGGGCCGGAGCAACAAGCGGAGCGUGGGGAACCGGGCAGCCAACGAAGAGGAAACGAAAAACAAACCCAAACUGAACAUUCAAAUAAAAACUUUGGCCGAUGAUGUGCGUGAUCGAAUUACAAGUUUCAGAAAAUCUACUGUCAAAAAAGAAAAACCUCUUAUUCAACAUCCUAUUGAUUCUCAAGUUGCGAUGAGUGAGUUUCCAGCAGCUCAGCCCUUAUACGAUGAACGAUCUUUGUAUUUGUCAGAAAAGGAAGUACUGGAUCUCUUUGAAAAAAUGAUGGAGGACAUGAACCUUAAUGAAGAACGAAAAGCUCCUUUACGAAACAAAGAUUUUACCACCAAGCGUGAGAUGGUUGUCCAGUAUAUUUCUGCUACUGCCAAAUCUAUAGUUGGAAGUAAAGUUAUGGGAGGGUUGAAAAACAGCAAACAUGAAUGCACCCUGUCUUCACAAGAAUAUGUUCAUGAAUUACGAUCUGGUAUUUCAGAUGAGAAACUUCUUAACUGCCUUGAAUCUCUGAGGGUUUCUUUAACCAGCAAUCCUGUCAGCUGGGUUAACAACUUUGGCCAUGAAGGUCUUGGACUCUUAUUGGAUGUGCUGGAAAAGCUUCUGGACAAGAAACAGCAAGAAAAUAUUGACAAGAAGAAUCAGCAUAAACUUAUUCAGUGCCUCAAAGCAUUUAUGAAUAAUAAGUUUGGACUGCAAAGGAUUCUAGGAGAUGAAAGAAGUCUUUUACUACUGGCAAGAGCAAUUGACCCCAAACAACCCAACAUGAUGACUGAAAUAGUAAAAAUACUUUCUGCUAUUUGCAUUGUUGGAGAAGAGAACAUUCUAGAGAAACUCUUAGGGGCUAUAACUACAGCAGCAGAAAGAAAUAACAGGGAACGAUUUUCACCAAUUGUGGAAGGAUUAGAAAAUCAUGAAGCUUUGCAGUUACAGGUGGCCUGCAUGCAGUUUAUAAAUGCCCUGGUCACUUCUCCUUAUGAGCUUGAUUUUCGUAUACAUUUAAGGAAUGAAUUCCUGCGUUCAGGACUAAAAGCAAUGUUACCAGAUCUAAAAGAAAAAGAAAAUGAUGAACUUGAUAUUCAGUUGAAAGUAUUUGAUGAGAACAAAGAAGAUGACCUAACUGAAUUGUCACACCGUCUCAAUGACAUUCGAGCAGAAAUGGAUGAUAUGAAUGAAGUAUACCAUCUUCUGUAUAAUAUGUUAAAGGACACUGCUGCUGAAAAUUACUUAUUAUCCAUUCUACAACAUUUUCUGCUGAUCAGAAAUGAUUAUUUUAUCAGGCCACAGUAUUAUAAAAUAAUUGAGGAGUGUGUUUCACAGAUAGUGUUGCACUGCAGUGGCAUGGACCCAGAUUUCAAGUACAGGCAAAGAUUAGACAUUGAUCUCACUCAUCUCAUAGAUUCUUGUGUGAACAAGGCGAAAGUUGAAGAGAGUGAACAAAAAGCAGUGGAAUUUUCAAAGAGGUUCGAUGAAGAAUUCACAGCUCGACAGGAAGCUCAGGCUGAGCUUCAGAAAAGAGAAGAAAAAAUCAAAGAGCUCGAAACAGAAAUCCAGCAACUUCGAACCCAGGGACAUGGACUCCCAGGUUCAUCAGGAAUUCCGGGUCCGCCUCCACCACCAGGUGGUGGGCCAGCCCCACUACCACCUCCACCAGCACCACCUUUACCUGGAGGAGCUCCCACUCCUCCCCCACCUCCUCCCCCACCUCCUUUACUUGGAAUGCCUGGUGUUCCACCACCACCACCUGUCUUUGGAGCACCACCUGUUCUACCUUAUGGAAUGAAGCAGAAAAAAAUAUAUAAGCCCGAGGUGUCCAUGAAGAGAAUGAAUUGGUCACAGAUUGAGCCCACACAAUUAUCUGAAAACUGUUUCUGGUUAAAAGUUAAGGAGGAAAAGUUUGAAAAUCCAGAUCUCUUUGCAAAAUUGGCAUUGAAUUUUGCUACCCAGAGAAAAGUUAAAACGAAUUCAGAAACUGCAGAAGAAAACACACUGCCUUCAAAGAAGAAAGUGAAAGAAUUGAGAGUUUUGGAUCCUAAAAUAGCCCAGAAUCUGUCUAUCUUCCUAGGAUCAUAUCGUAUGUCAUAUGAAGAUAUAAAGAACAUUGUUCUGGAGGUUAACGAAGAAAUGUUGAGUGAGGCCUUAAUUCAGAACCUUGCAAAAUAUCUUCCUGAGGAGGAGGUACUCAGUGAAUUAGCACAGCUGAAAAACGAAUACAAUGACCUCUGUGAGCCUGAACAGUUUGGACUUGUGAUGAGCUCAGUGAAAAUGUUGCAUCCGCGUCUCAACAGCAUUCUUUUCAAGCUCACGUUUGAAGACCACAUAAACAACAUCAAACCAAGCAUCAUGGCAGUGACUCUUGCCUGUGAAGAGCUAAAGAAAAGUGAAAGCUUUAACAGACUUUUAGAGUUAGUUCUUUUGGUUGGAAACUACAUGAACUCAGGCUCACGAAAUGCCCAGUCUUUGGGUUUUAAGAUCAACUUCCUUUGUAAGAUCAGAGAUACUAAAUCAGCCGAUCAAAAAACAACCCUUUUACAUUUUAUUGCUGAAAUUUGUGAGGAAAAGUACCGGGAUAUCCUGAAAUUUCCUGAAGAACUGGAACAUGUAGAGAGUGCAAGCAAAGUUUCAGCUGAAAUUCUCAAGAGUAACCUUGAAGCAAUGGAACAACAAGUUAUUAAUCUGGAACGUAACAUCAAGAAAUUCCCCCAAACAGAAAAUCAACAUGAUAAGUUUGUGGCAAAGAUGACAAGCUUUACAAAGACUGCCAGAGACCAAUAUGACAAACUGUCCACUAUGCACAAGAACAUGGUAAAGCUGUAUGAGAAUCUUGGAGAGUACUUUAUUUUUGAUACUAAGACAGUGAUCAUGGAAGACUUUUUUGGUGAUCUCAACAACUUCCGAACUUUGUUUCUGGAAGCAGUGAAAGAAAACAAUAAGAAAAAAGAAAUGGAAGAGAAGAUUAGGAGGGCAAAGCUUGCAAAAGAGAAAGCUGAACAAGAAAAGUUAGAACGCCAGAAGAAAACGAAACAGCUCAUUGAUAUAAACAAAGAGGGUGAUGAGACUGGCGUGAUGGAUAAUCUUCUAGAAGCCCUACAAUCAGGAGCAGCAUUCCGAGACCGCAGAAAGCGGAUUCCAAGGAAUCCAGGGCUGCAGUCAUCUGUGGCCUUGGCCAAGGCUGGAGAAUCUGCUUACAAGUGUACUUCCUCACUGUGUGGGCCUCUCUGCAGGGCUUCUCGAGUCUCUUCACAAUAUGGCUGCUGCUUCCCAAAGCAUACAAGACGAGUACCUUUGGAAAGGUCCCGCUCUCGCCACAAUGGAGCUUUCGCAUCCAAGUGAUUCCCAAUGCCAAAGAACAUGAAAAUAUUUAAGUAAACAAAAUUUACCUUUAGAGAGCAAAACAUGCAUUCAAGGAAUGGGGAGAGAAUAACUGCAUUUCUACAAAGAGCAAGCGAAGCUGGGUGAGAUAGUGUGCAUUUGUAAAGCUAUUCCAAGACUCCUCCCACAGUUCCACUAAUAUGAGCACAAUCAUCAGGAUCAUAAGACGUGUUCCAUUUUAGUGAAAAGAUGUGGAUUACUUGUUAUUGUGUGUGACCUGAUGGUGAUGAUGAAUGGUAUAAAAACAGUUCUAAGGCUUUCAAAGACAUUUCGCCUAUCAAAAAUUUACAGAUUUACUCAAAUAUGCAGGUCCCUCCAAAUAAAAAGGAAGAGAAGAAAAGAAAGAGAAUUAUUCAAUGUCCUCUUGUAAUUCCUGUUGCAUAGAAAAAGAAAGGGCCAGUGCAAAUGUGAUUUGGAGAGGCACUAAUAUUGCACACUCUGUAAGAGAAGCCACUUUGGAAAUGCAAAAAAAGCCCUGCUUCACCCAUGUCAAGUUAUUCAGAAUCUUAUCACAAGUGAAAGCUGAUGGAUUCAUCUGCUUUGGCUUGAAAUUAAAUUUAUCAUCAAUCUAGAGUUUCAGCAUGAUAUUGCAGGCACUUAUCAUUGCUAAAAAUAAACCAAAGUUUAACAGAAGCAGUUAGAGAAAGUGAUUUAAACUUUAUUUAAAGAGGUAUUUUCUAAUUAUGCACAUAUAUCUACUUUAUACAAAUAACUUUAUAUGGCUAUUUUUGAGAAAAACCUCACAUUUUAAUGUUUAUGCUGGGGACAGACCUGAAAAUUCUAUUACCUUUAUUUAGAUUUUUAAAGGUAAAUAUCAAUUCCUACUCUUUGUGGUUUACUUCUUCUACUGCCUCUGUUACCUCUUUCUCCCAUGACCCCCUUGGAGGCAGGGAAUAGAGUUCUAGAAAACCUGAGAGGAAAAAGAUUUCUCUCUGCAGGAAGCAGCAGAAACUGUCUGAAAGGUCAAUUGUUUUAUCUGUCUUCCUACUCCCUUUCCAAUUCUGCCUUGAUGGCCUGAAGAAGAAAAAGAAAUUGUAUGUAUGUAUGUGUAUAUAUGAAUAUAUAUUUAUAUUUCCUAUUACAAUAAUUCCACAUCCCAGUGACCAAGUGAACUUCUCAAUCAUCAUCAUAUUUACUUACCUUACAUUAACAUAUUAAAGUGAUGCUGCCAAACAGCCCUAGGGGAAAAAAUAGGCUGUACAUUUUUCUUAAAGAGAUGAGAGAGUAGAAGUUACACUUAACUUGUCUGUUGUUUGAAAAUAUGCAUUCAAAUAAUGUGUAACUUCUCUAGAGCAAUUUUAAGACUAAUCCAUGCAGAUGAUUGUGAUUAUCAUAAAAGAUUUCUUACUAUAACUAUUUCUUAUAUAGAAUAUCCUAUUUCUACUCCUCCAAAGCACAUUCUAGAUAUUCAGAAAGAACAAAUGACUGGCUUGCCAAGUCGCUACCAGAGAUAAUGUAAACAAGUGACCAGUAGCUCAGUUUCCUUUAAUACAGAUGUACAGUGAUUCAGACUUCUGCCUGUUCCUCCAGUGCAUUCUUUCUUGGCAAUUAUGCUUUAAAAAGCUCUGAAGCUGCUACAUUAGAGAAAUCAGACAGAAUAACAGUAUCUGAGAUUUUACCAUUUUAAAUUAUCUGAGGACACACACAUAUGCGCACACAAACAAGUUUAGGGACAUAAUUUCAUACCCUGUUUUUGUAACAACAACAAAGACUUAAGUUCUACAAGUUCAUGUAAAUAAGCUGUGUAUUUUUGACUUCAUGAAGUCUUUUCAGAAUCUUCAUGGUAUGGCUUCUUUCAGUCUUUUGACAGCUUUUCCGGCUGUGGGAAAAUGAUUAUUUUGAAAUAUUAAUCCUGACUGAAAUUUGGGGGUAUUUGCCAUGCCAUAUUACCAAGCUGGUUAAAGGUGAAAACACAAAUGUGUAUCACCUUUUCCAGAUGUGAACCUACCUUAUUUUUUAGUUUGUGGAAAAAAAAAUUGAAGAACUAUUACUAAUAAAUUAUAUCUUUGUAUUUAGAAGCAGUCCCAUAUGUUAUUUGUAAACAUUAUGGACUAUUUCAGGGUCUUUCAUGAAGUUUUAAUAAUUGAAUUUAAGGGUUUGCUUCCCAGAUUUGUAAUGGUCCUGCUCUAGCCAUUUGCAGUGUUGUUGCAGUUUGAAAAUUAUCACCAGAAACAAGAGAGUAGCAUUUUUAGUAUAUUAUACUAAGUCUUUUGUUGGGUUUAUUACUGCCCCAUGUGAAAAGCACCAAUUUAUGCAGAUUUUCUUCAGAAUGUUUUUAAAAGUGCAAAACCCUUUAAAUGUUUACCAGUCAUAUUAGUUUCUUUGGCUGCUAUAACAAAUCACCACAAAUUUGGUGGUGUGACACAUCAGAAGUGUAUUCUCUCAUGGUUCAGGUGGCCAGAUAUUCAAAAUCAGGGACCAUACUCCCUCCAGAGGCUCUAGAGGAACAACAUCUUCCCUUGCCUCUUCCAGCAUGUGGUAGCUAGUGGCAUACCUGGGUUAUGGCAGCAUUCCCUCUCUGCUUCACCUUCACAUCACCAUCACCUUCCUGUGUAUCUAAUCUUCCUAUGCCUUUCUCUUAUGAGGACACUUUUGCUGGAAUUUAGGGCCCACCCACAUAAUCCAGGAUAAUUUCAUCUCAAGAUCCUAAACUUGGUCACAUCUGUUGGACCCUUUUUCCAAUUAAGGUUCUAGGGAUUAAGGUGUGGACGAAUCUUUUUGGAGGUGACCAUCAACCCACUACAACCUGACCUCUGGCCCUCCAAAUUUGUCCCCUGUGUAAAAUAUAUUCACCCCAUACCAACACCCCCAAAAGUCUCAACCCAUCAACUGGAACAACAACUCUAAAUCUAAAAUCUCAUCCAAACAUCAUCAGGUCAAAAGUCCCAAAUGUCAUCAGCUAAAUCAGGACUAGGUGAAAAUCCCGGGGGCAAAAUUCCUCUCCACCUGUGAACCAGUGAAACAAGUUACCUGCUUGCAAAAUACAAUGGUGGGACAGGCGUAAGGUUAAUAGUUAUAGAUCCUGUUCCAAAAAGGAGAAAAUGGAAAGGAGUUCCCUGUCCUGAUGAUUUUCAAACUUCAGGCAGGAAAAAUCCCUUUAGGUUUCAAGACCUCACAAUAAUUCUCCAUGUCUCAGGCCCCCAACGCUUUAGGGCUGCAGCUCUGGCCUCUGGGUCAUGAAUUGAGUCUCUGCUUCUGUGCCCGUACUUGGGCUUCUGCCUCUGCCCUAGGGGCAAUCCUUUAUAUCACGGGGUAGCACAUAUUUGCAGCCUUAUCAGCCUGCUUCCUGCCUGUAAUAUUUUGGUCUUCUGACAGCCUUCAUUCAUUUUGUCCUAUGUGUCCCUCUCAGGGUAACCUAGGACUGUUUCUGCUGAUGCAACAUUCUCAAAAUCUUUGUAGGCCUCCCGGGUAUGUCACAUUGAUUCAAUAGUAAGACAAGAGAGUCCUCACAGAUCUUUGCCAAAUAAUCCCAUCUCUAUUCCUGGCUUCUACUGAGAUGUUUGAAUGGAUCCAUGGGUCAAUGCCUGCUCUCUUAAGUACUAGCCAAAGGUUGUCUAGCCACACCUUUGGCUCUAUCUACAGAACACAUCAUCCUAACAGGAAAUCUCCUAAUUUUAGUAUCUUUUGCAAUCUGAAUAGGCUCAAAAUUUCCUGACCCACCAAGUGCUGGGUCCUUUCUGCUUAAGAGUUCUUUCCUCAUUUUAUCUCUUUCCUCUUGUAUUUUACUUUAAGCUCAAUCAGAAAGUAGGCCAUUACCUCCAACACUUUGCUUGGAAAUCUCCUCAGCUAAAUAUCCAAGUUCCUUUCCUAACUUUACAAAUUCUGCUUUCCACACAACUGCUAGAGACAAUUCAGAUAAGCUUUUGCUGCUGUAUGACAAGGAUCAUCUUUCCUCUAGUUUCCAAUAAAAUGUUCCUCACUUCCUUCUGAGCUCUCACCAGAAGCACCUUUAACAUUCAUAUUUCUAACAGUCUAGCAAUCUAUGAUUUUUCAAUCAAAUGCAGCCUCUUCCAGUCUCUACCCAUUGUCCAGUUCCAAAGCCACUUCCAAAUGUUUAGGUAUUUUAGCAGUACCUUACUGCCUGGUACUAAAAUCUGUAUUAGGUUAACAGCUUACUCCAAGCAUCUUUAGCUUAAAACAACAGCAAUGUACUUUGUUACUAUUUUGGAGGCAAGAAGUCCUAACUUGCAAUUUGGGCAGGGCUGCGCUCUCUCUGGCGGUUCUAGGGGAAAAUCCAAUCCUAUAAACCUCUUGCGGUUUCUUGUAACUGUCAUCCUCCCUUGGCUUGAUGCCAAAUCUCUCUGUGUUCUAUCUUCCCUCACCUUUCCCUCUGGAUAUCUAAUCUACCUCUGCCUCUUUUUAUAAAGACACUUGUGAUGGCAUUUAUCCCAUCCACCCAACUUAUCCGUGAUAAUCUCCUCAUCUCAAGAUCUUAAUUAUAUCUGUCAAGACCCUUUUUCCAAAUAAAGUAACAUCACAGGUUCCAGGAAUUAAAACAUGGACAUGCCUUUGGGGAGCCACCAGUCAGCUCACUACACUAGUCAUGGCACAUAAAUGUACUUUUUACUUUUUAAAAUGGAUUGUCAGUGCUCAAGCCAAAUUCAAGGUUGUCUCUAAAAGCUAUUGUUUGCACAGGCUACUGCAUGCUUUGAUGUUAAAUAGCUAAACAGGUUUCUACACUUUGGUUUCAUACGUUUGCUACUAUCGCCAAUUAGCCUGAAAAAAAUAAUUGGUUCCAACUGUGAGCUCUGGGAUAGCUCUUCUGUCCCUUUUAUGGAGUCUUUGACCAAAUGUGUUCUAUGAUUCAUGAUGCAGGCAUAAAACUACCUCUGAUACAGAAGGGUUCUUUACAAACUUACUGUAGAUAUUGUGAAUCCCUCAGCUGAAGGGAGCAGUGACCGCAAAGCGUGCUUUGAUGGUAUUCAGGGAGAUUGUGGCCACGCCAAGACAACCAGAAGUAGUUAGGUAGCAGUAGAACUGUGGGUUCAUGCUCUCAUUUUUCCUUGGAAUAAACAUCUGUCUCUUUGCAAGACUAAGAAUGACUUGUAAUCUGUGUGUAAUGCAUACUUAAUUAUUCAAUAAAGUUAAGAUAUAAAUUAAA
Messenger RNA from Manis pentadactyla (Chinese pangolin), 8885 nucleotides. It is a transcript of the gene DIAPH2, whose product is annotated as diaphanous related formin 2. NCBI's taxonomy places the organism in Eukaryota, Metazoa, Chordata, Mammalia, Pholidota, Manidae. Gene Ontology annotation, cellular component: cytoplasm; actin filament. The record is from RefSeq and is a predicted model, not a curated record. The transcript is spliced from 29 exons. Gene Ontology annotation, biological process: actin cytoskeleton organization; actin filament polymerization. Gene Ontology annotation, molecular function: microtubule binding; small GTPase binding; actin binding. The coding region runs from base 347 to 3745 and encodes 1132 amino acids.